GCUUGAGUUCGCGUCAUAGUCGCUCGUGACUAAGAACCACGGAUUGAUUCAGAAACUAGUCGAAUUCUUUCGAUCUAAUUGCACAUAAGUUAAACCGGCUAUUAUUAAAUUCAAAUAAAUAAAAUGUUAAUUCAUUUACAUUUCUUUGAAUUAAUUUAUUAAAUUCAUUAUUUAAUCAUUCUUUAUCAUCAUUAACUAAUUCUUGUACCUUUAUUAAUAAAUUUCUUACUUCAACUACAAGUUCAUGUGCCCCCCCCUCCCCCACUUUGUUUUAAUCCGCGAAUCAAAUAUCGCAACACCUGGCUCUAAUGUAGUUAUUACACCAUAGACGUAGUAUAACGUACCUCAUGUACUGUGUUUACACAAAUGUACUCUUAAUAAACCGUGCAAUAUAAACACUCGUGCUAUCCGCACGGAUAUUGUGAGGAAUAGUUCAAAAUGGUGCACGUGACAUGUAUUUUUGCAUUAGUGUUUGUUCUAGUAGCAAAUUGUGUUAGCUCGGAUGUCCAAUACAAGCCAUAUUUGUCAGUGUACUAUGAGAGCAAAUGUCCAGAUAGCAGAGCGUUUAUACUUCAGCAACUUCAGCCAGCGUUAAAAUUGCUGCAUAAACAUAUCAAACUCAAUUUCAUACCAUUCGGAAAGGCAAGGAGUGUUAAUAAUGGACACGGAUUCGAAUGUCAACACGGUCCUGCUGAGUGUCUCGGGAACAUAGUGCAGGAGUGCGCUUUGGACCUCAUGACGGGCCGCACCGACCUUGAGAAAACUGCAUACGUCGCUUGUGAAAUGCGAACUCUAGCGGGAGCUCAGGGAAACCUUGAGUGUGUGGAAAAAGCCCAUUUGCCUGCCAACCUGGUGAACGAGUGCCUCUCAUCAGGCAGGGGGACAUCUCUACAGCUUCAUUCCGAAUACCUCACCAAAAUAGUGAGACCUCAGUUCGUUCCUACAGUCACCAUCGAUGGAAUUUUUAAUCAACAAAUACAGGACUCUUCACAAGAAGACCUCAUCGGUACGCUGUGUUCGAUACUUAAAGAGACGAAGGAAUGCGCCCAAUAUUACAACUCCAUUGCAAUGAAAUUUAUACUUUGAAAUUAAAGUUUUAAUUUUUUUUU
Molecule: messenger RNA, 1109 nt
Organism: Galleria mellonella (greater wax moth)
Lineage: Eukaryota; Metazoa; Arthropoda; Insecta; Lepidoptera; Pyralidae
Product: GILT-like protein 1
Exons: 5
Coding region: 439-1086 (215 amino acids)
Molecular function (GO): oxidoreductase activity, acting on a sulfur group of donors, disulfide as acceptor
Source: RefSeq, a predicted model, not a curated record